Molecule: messenger RNA, 462 nt
Organism: Pipistrellus nathusii (Nathusius's pipistrelle)
Lineage: Eukaryota; Metazoa; Chordata; Mammalia; Chiroptera; Vespertilionidae
Source: the annotation of a GenBank genome assembly
AUGAACGUCGGCGUGGCCCACAGCGAGGUGAACCCCAACACCCGCGUCAUGAACAGCCGCGGGAUCUGGCUGACCUACGCCCUGGGCGUGGGCCUGCUCCACAUCGUGCUGCUCAGCAUCCCCUUCUUCAGCGUUCCCGUGGCCUGGACCCUAACGAACGUCAUUCACAACCUGGGGAUGUAUGUGUUUAUGCACGCGGUGAAAGGAACUCCUUUUGAAACUCCGGACCAGGGUAAGGCAAGGCUCCUCACUCACUGGGAGCAGCUGGACUAUGGAGUGCAGUUCACCUCUUCACGCAAGUUUUUCACCGUCUCUCCAAUAAUCCUAUAUUUUCUGGCAAGUUUCUAUACGAAGUAUGACCCAACUCACUUCAUGCUGAACACAGCUUCUCUCUUGAGUGUGCUAAUUCCCAAAGUGCCACAGCUGCAUGGAGUUCGGAUUUUUGGAAUUAACAAGUAUUGA